UUUUCCGAUUCAGAUUCAUCUUCCCUAGAUUCUCUCCAUCCACCACCAACUCUUCAAAAUCCCAAUGAAUAAACCUCCCCAAUAACCCAUUAAAUCAAUAUGUACCCCCAACCCUCAUCCCCCGAAUGGCCUCACUGCAGCCCCUCCACCGUCGUCGACCCCUUUUCCUCCCCCCUCGGCAGCUGGUACCAAGAUGGCUUCUCCCACGAUCCAGGUUAUCUGGCUUCACAGGAAGAAUUACGAUGUAUGCUCUUCACUAUUGCACAAUCCGCCGUUCCGACUCGCGCAGGAAGCCCAGUUGUCGAUGAGAGUGAGCGCGGUUUGCCACCGGGGCAGAGGGUGAUGAGGCCGGCUUUUUCGAAUCAGAGGAGAGUGGUUUAUUUGAAGAAUUAUGUUGGGCAGGUUGCGCCUUGGCUGGACAUGUUCGACUCGCAGUGCACAUUCCGCGUGCAACUGCCCGCUCUCGCCCGCAAUUUCCCCGCUCUGGGAUACGCCAUUCUCGCCAUUUCCGCGCGGCAGAUGGAGCGCAAGGAGGGCAUUCAGCAUGCGUUUGAGAGUCUGGAAUUGUACCAGGAGGCUAUUCGCUUACUUAGUCCUCUAUUGCAAGUCCGGGAUCCGAAAGUCGUCGCUGCGUGUGUAAUGCUGUGCUGUUUGGAGAUGAUGUCCGCCCGGGCGCAGGACUGGCGGCGCCAUCUGGAAGGUUGUGCGGCGCUGUUUGAUGCGUUUGGAAUUCAUGGGUUUUGUAAUGGGUUGCUACAGGCUGUUUUUUGGUGUUAUGCGAGAAUGGAUUUAUGCGGUGCUCUUAUUUCUGACGGCACGCAAAGCACACUCCUCAAACCCUCCAAAUGGCUCGGUCCAGGCUGGGAAGACGACCAAGCAGCACGAUUAUUCCACGACGCCCGAUCCCCCGACAUGCACGCCAACUACGCCGUGUAUCUCUGCGCCCGCACCUGCGAGCUCGUCUCCGACCGUACGAAAUUCAUCGAACUCGGCGACGAAAACGGGUGCACGGGCGAAACCUUCCACCGGCGCUGGCUGCAAGUCUGGGAGGAACUGCAGGACUGGCUGGCCCAACGGCCCGACGAGUUACUGCCUAUCCAGACGACGAAUACGAAGCCGUUCCCGCAUGUGCUGUUUGUGCAUUGGGCUGCUAUUUCGUCGAAUCAGCUGUAUCAUACGGCGUGUAUACUGCUGUUAAAUGUGAUGCCGAAGAGUGUCAAGCUGGCGACGGGGUCUGCGGUGUCGGCGUUGUGGCAUGCACGGCGCAUUUGUGGGAUUUCGCUGGCGAAUCCGCAUCAGGGGUGUUUGAAUAAUGCGAUUCAGCCGUUGUGGAUUGCGGGGAGGUUGUUCAGUCAUGCGUCUGAACAUGAGGUUAUCGUCAAUCUGAUUCGGAAUAUCGAGGCACAUACUGGUUGGGGUGCGUGCUGGCGUAUCAGAGACCUCGAGAUCGCUUGGGGAUACAAGGUCUCGAGAGCUCCAAGGAUGGAGAAUCAGGAGAUAUUUUCCACGGGGUAAUCAGUCAUCAGGAGUCGUGAAUGCCCCAUUCUUCGCGCAGGCUCCCUAAAUACUCGCUGAUGUCCCAUCCAGUCACGGUCCGGAUCUGCUCGAAGCCGUGCAGUAUCUCCUGCUGCUGGGACUCGUGGGUCAUACGUCUGGCUGCAACGAGGAACGAAGCGAGCAGAGAUAAAUCCCAGCAUUCCCGGCGGUCAUUAUUCAGAGCAAUACUACAAAUACGUCGGGCAUGCCAUAAUGGCGACAUGGCAGAUGGCUGCAG
Aspergillus wentii DTO 134E9 is the source of this 1774-nucleotide messenger RNA. RefSeq names its product putative C6 transcription factor. Gene Ontology annotation, biological process: positive regulation of transcription by RNA polymerase II. The record is from RefSeq and is a predicted model, not a curated record. Gene Ontology annotation, cellular component: nucleus. NCBI's taxonomy places the organism in Eukaryota, Fungi, Ascomycota, Eurotiomycetes, Eurotiales, Aspergillaceae. The transcript has 3 exons. Gene Ontology annotation, molecular function: transcription cis-regulatory region binding; DNA-binding transcription factor activity. Bases 100 to 1515 code for a protein of 471 amino acids.